AUGGGAAAGAUUUCAGCUGUCUCGAAGAAAAUUCUCCCCAAUCCCUCUCCUACAAUCUACAGUAUUCAAAGAAGUUUCCAUGAAUGGUCUGAGGCUAAAGAGAACAUUAAAAAAGCCUUGGAUCUGGAUGAUGACUCGGGUUCGAUUGAGGCCACUAGAAGAUCUGAAGAGUCUCAUGUGAGAGGGAGAGCUGGUCUAAGAAACGAAGAAAGGAAAAAUUGGAGUCCUCCCCCACCGGGGUUUGUUAAAGUCAAUGUGGAUGCAGCUUGGAAAAAGGGAAGGGUGCAUAGUGGGGUUGGUGCUAUUGCUCGUAAUUUCAAAGGGUUAUCUAUGGCUGGAGCUAGCAUUCUUGGCAGGCACAACUCGGCUCUAGAGGCUGAAGCUGAAGCGGCUCUUAAAGAACUGCUAUUUGCUAAUCACCUAAACCUCUCAAAGGUGAUCAUUGAAGGGGACUGUGCAGAGGUGUUCAGACCAAUUCUCUCCUCUUCUUUUACUGCCAAUUGGGAAAUUGCUCCCACUUUGAAGAGAAUUGGCUCUCUCUUAUCAAAGUUUGAUGUGGUUUUGUGGAAUUGGAUCCCAAGAGAAGCUAACCGGGUUGCGGAUGCCACGGCAAAGCUUGCAAUUCUGAAGGCGUGUUCUUCGGAGUGGACCAAUCGUCCCCCGAACUCUCUUCGCGAUAUUCUAGAAACGGACGGCCAUAGACCUCCAUGA
This is a messenger RNA of Argentina anserina (silverweed cinquefoil), 711 nucleotides long. RefSeq lists its product as uncharacterized. The transcript has 2 exons. The coding region runs from base 1 to 711 and encodes 236 amino acids. The record is from RefSeq and is a predicted model, not a curated record. NCBI's taxonomy places the organism in Eukaryota, Viridiplantae, Streptophyta, Magnoliopsida, Rosales, Rosaceae. Gene Ontology annotation, molecular function: RNA-DNA hybrid ribonuclease activity; nucleic acid binding.